Molecule: messenger RNA, 1052 nt
Organism: Uloborus diversus
Lineage: Eukaryota; Metazoa; Arthropoda; Arachnida; Araneae; Uloboridae
Product: P2R1A-PPP2R2A-interacting phosphatase regulator 1-like
Exons: 1
Coding region: 1-885 (294 amino acids)
Molecular function (GO): protein serine/threonine phosphatase inhibitor activity
Source: RefSeq, a predicted model, not a curated record
AUGGAUAUCGAUCCACCCAACUUGUGCUCGAAUUUGAAAAGGUCCAACAGUGCCCCCAUGAUCAAUGAACUGGGCAAUGCAUCUACUAGCUCCCAAGGCGGACUCGGAUCCCGUGGCUGCAGCACUCCGGUCGUCCAACGCACUCCGAGAAUGACCCAGACUAGAAGGUUCAGCGGCAGUUUCAGCCCUAGUCGAUCUUCCCACUCUCCCACUGCGCCCCUGUCUCCUCUCGUCCUCCAUCGGGUGUCUCAGAUCAAACAGGAAGAAUCCAUGGACGUCGUCUUUCGAGAGGCCGCUCACGAGAAAGAGACCAAGUCGAAACUCCAGAUCUCCCACUCGCUGGAAGACCUGACUCUGGACGAAGCGUCUUUCGGCGAAAGCGGCGGCAAAAGUCGUCAGGCGGUCACGGAUCCCCUGAGAAUCCACACUUCUCAUAUCGUCAUGUCUUGCAGUUCUCCUUCGCCGACCAACACGGGGCGCCAGUGCUUUUCUCCCUCCACCUGCCUCCCCGUUCAGCACAGUGCCUUUUCCUCUACCCCCAGUCCCAGCCCCACACGCAAGAACUUCACCCGUUGCAGCCAGAGUCCCAUUUCUCUCAGACCUAGUCAGUUGUCGCUGAAGAGAAAAUUCGACAUGGACAGCGACGACGGCGAGUAUUUUCCCAGCAAGCAUCCAAACACUGGGAUGUCUUCUCCCGAGACGGAAAUAGGGGGCAAUCCCCCCCAUAUCCAAAAUUUGUCUUUCAAUUCGAUGGACACUUGCAACAGCUCUGAUCAGAGCGAUUCCCGCAGGAGCACGGAUUCCAUCUCCAGCUGCAUGAACUCUCCCUACGGUACUUUCAAACCGGUCGAUCCGGCCCCUUCAAACCAGAAAUCUUAUCACUGAGGAUAACUCGGGCGUGUUUGUGCGGUACUUUUCCUCCGAAAGCUCGGUUUGGCGGCUCGUUUACUUUCUACCUCGGCAACUGCAGAAAAAUUGCUUAGAGCAGUUUGCGAUAUUUACGAGUGUAAUGGCAACCCUAGAAUUUUCAAGUUGUUGGACAAGUUGCCAAC